Eptesicus fuscus (big brown bat) is the source of this 1749-nucleotide messenger RNA. RefSeq names its product RAB17, member RAS oncogene family (gene RAB17). The coding region runs from base 632 to 1267 and encodes 211 amino acids. The record is from RefSeq and is a predicted model, not a curated record. Gene Ontology annotation, molecular function: GTP binding; GTPase activity. The transcript has 6 exons. Gene Ontology annotation, cellular component: endosome. Lineage: Eukaryota; Metazoa; Chordata; Mammalia; Chiroptera; Vespertilionidae.
UGGGAGGGUGACAGAACUGGCAGAUGGCAUUAGAGACCCACAGCACCCUGUCCCCAGAUGGCACCCGGCCAGGAGCUGCCAUCUGACCCGGCCCGGCCCGCCUGGCUGGCGUCCGGUUCCAGGCGCAGGUCCCCAGGAGCUGGCUCCCGCUGUCCGGGGAAGGACCGAGCUCACUGCCUUCUCUCCUUUGCCGAGUGGGCAAAGCCGCUGGCAGCCCGAGCAAGGAGCUGAGAUGAGGCUCCCAGGAGGCUCAGGAACUGGGAGCAUCGGGUGACACAAGCCCCUGACAGGAGGCUCACUUCCGGCUGGGCGCCCAGGUGCUGCUGCUGGGCCUGCUCUAAGGUCCAGCCUCCGCCUCGGUGGCCACAUGACCGGAGGACCUUGCCCUGGGAGCCUGGCAGAAGGAAGUGGCCUGUCUUACGGGCCGGGGGGCGGGGGCUGGCCUGCUUCUACCCCACCUCUGCUGGAGCCCAGCCUCCACCACCCAGCUGCCCUGGCCACCGCUCAGCCGGCUGCCUGGUGAGGGAAGCCGACCUUUCCCCAGGGCAGAGGGAGGAAGGUAGGGGCCCCGCGGGCCCGGUGAUGAUGGCCUGUCAGGCUCCCAGGAAGUGACCAGGCCUGGGAACACGCCAUGGCGCAGGCGGAUGGGCGCCCCCAGCCCGGGGCGGGGCAGCCCUUCGUGUUCAAGCUGGUCCUCCUGGGAAGCGGCUCCGUGGGCAAGUCCAGCCUGGCUCUCCGAUACGUGAAGAAUGACUUCAAGAGCAUCCUGCCAACCGUGGGGUGUGCGUUCUUCACGAAGGUGGUGGAGUUGGGUGCUGCGUCUCUGAAGUUUGAGAUCUGGGACACGGCUGGCCAGGAAAAGUACCACAGCGUCUGCCACCUCUACUUCAGGGGCGCCAACGCAGCGCUGUUGGUGUACGACAUCACCAGCAAGGAUUCCUUCUGCAAGGCGCAGCAGUGGCUGAAGGACCUGGAGCGGGAGUUCCUCCCUGGAGAAGUCGUGGUGAUGCUGGUUGGCAACAAGACGGACCUCAGCGAGGAGCGGGAGGUGACCUUCGAGGAAGGCAAGGAGUUCGCAGAGAGCCAGAGCUUGCUGUUCAUGGAGACCUCGGCCAGACUCAACCACCAGGUGACCGAGGUCUUCAGCGCCAUCGCUCGAGAGCUGCUGCAGAGGGCGGAGAGGAAGGAGGACCAGACUCGGCGGGGAGAUGCCCGGCUGGCCAUAAACCAGGGGCCCACGGGGCGGGCUAAGUGCUGUGCCCGCUAGGGGCUGCCUCAGCCACUCCAGGAGGGGUCUGGAGGAGGAGCCCCCCGGCCUGACCCAACUGGUCCUCAGGGUGAGCCACCGCCAGCGCCACAUGGAUGGUGGUGCUUGAUUCUGCUUCUCCAUUAACACUGGCUAGUUCCCGGGGGUGUCCGGCAGCUGGCAUCUCUCAGAGGAACCACUCCCCAAAGCCCGUGGGAGUCGUUCAGGAGAGGACGGUGUCCAUAGCCUCAUCUCCUGCACCCAGACCCAGACCGAGUCCCAGGUGCCCAGGCCGGGUGCACCCGCCCAGCCUGGCUGCUCAUCCACCCUGCUGCUCCCGACUCCGGGGAAUGAAACGGCUCAGAGGGAACAGGGACCUGGUGUUGGGCAAGGCCCACCUGCUUCUGGGAGUGGGGAGAGGACGGAGCAGGCACGGGGGGAGGUGGCAGUGGCAGUGCCAGGGGAAAUGGAGUGACGGUUUUCUAAAAAAAUUAAACUGCUUU